AUGGCCAACGACAACAAAAACUCGCAAGCACAGCCCGCAGAGGUCGCAGUUCCUGAAAAGGCCACCCUCUCGACAGCCACUACUGUCUGCGUUAUGCCCGUCGAAGUCUCAACACCUCGCUCCGAGCGCAGCAGCAACCCCUUUGACACCGACGUCGAGGCCGCCUUAAUCUCCCAAUCUACAACCCGCAAGAGCUGCAACAUCCCUAGAAACAACGAGUGCCAGGUUUGGCCCGGCAAGCAACACUGGAAGGACAAGGCCAAGGAUGCAAAGAUGAAGCGCAGCUGCACCUACAUGUCGCGGCUCAACCAUCGCCAGAAGAUUGCAGCCAAAAUCCUUCUCAUUGUCCUGAUUGUCGGCAUCGCUGUCGGCGUCGGCUUUGGCGUCAGCAAGCCUCUCGGUGCCCCGAUCUGGGGCAACAAGCCGGGCAACUAA
This is a messenger RNA of Cordyceps fumosorosea ARSEF 2679, 435 nucleotides long. RefSeq lists its product as hypothetical. NCBI's taxonomy places the organism in Eukaryota, Fungi, Ascomycota, Sordariomycetes, Hypocreales, Cordycipitaceae. Bases 1 to 435 code for a protein of 144 amino acids. The transcript has a single exon. The record is from RefSeq and is a predicted model, not a curated record.